Meloidogyne enterolobii is the source of this 760-nucleotide messenger RNA. The record is from the annotation of a GenBank genome assembly. Lineage: Eukaryota; Metazoa; Nematoda; Chromadorea; Rhabditida; Meloidogynidae.
AAAAAUGAGUUCAAUUGGUACUGGUUAUGAUUUAGCUGCGUCUACAUUUUCACCUGAUGGACGUAUUUUUCAAGUAGAAUAUGCAGCUAAAGCUGUUGAAUCAAGUGUGACUGUUAUUGCUUUAAGUAGUAAAAAGGGUGUUGUUGUUGCUGUUGAUCAACCAAUUCCUUCAAAACUUGAUAUUGAGGGAGCAAAUAGCCGUAUAAUGCGAAUUAAUAAUAAAAUUGGAUUUGUUGGUUCUGGACUUUUUCCUGAUGUUUUUGCUUUGUGUGAUUAUGCUAGGGAUGAAUCACGCAAAUAUUAUAAAGAAUUUGAUAGACCUUUGACUGUUAAAAAACUUGCUGGAAAGGUUGCCGAGCAUGUUCAUAUUUACACGUUGGGAAUAUCUCGUCCUUUUGGAGCUUCUACUUUUAUACUUUCUUGGGAUGAAAAGGUAGGCUCUUCAAUUUAUUGUAUUGAGUCGUCUGGCCAGUGCUACAAAUAUUUUGGAUGGGCUAUUGGAAAAAAUGCUCAAGCAGCAAAAACAGAAAUUGAAAAAGUUCAAGAAAUUGAUGGCCAGUCAAAUUUGAGUAAAGAAGAAUUAAUUAAACGUGCUAUACACGUUUUAUUAACAACUAGAGAAGAGGGAACGACUGGACAUCGAAUUGAAAUGGGUUGGAUUGGUGAAGAUUCCAAUGAAGUUUUUGAGGGAAUUAAUCAAUCUGAAGUUGACAAAUUGGAGGAAGAAGUUAGUCAACAAAUGGAGGAUGAGGAGGAUUAA